UCAGCUAUGUUUCGCAUACAAAUAUAAUGUCGCAUGUACCAGUAUUUAACAAGAGGAGAAAUUCAGGCAUUUUGUUUACAAUGCUUCUUGCAUUUAUCAGUUUGCAUUUAAGUUCUGUAGUGGUUGGUAUAGAGGAAAUAAGGGGCGUGCGUACCUAAUUUUGGAUAAUGGCUGGUUGAAAGUUCUGUAUGACCAAUGGUUUUGGGUGAUAGGGCAUUGAUUUAGCUUCAAAACAUAUGUGGGAUGGAUAUAAUGAAAGUCUGUAUGACUUUGUCUUAGCUGGACUGAAACAUUUUUUCUUCAGUAUUGCUCUUUCAUUUUAUUGUAGAUGUAGAUCUUUUUUAGACAGAAAAUGUGUCUCCAUUCUUAUUUUUGUGAAUUGGACUACCCAGGUAAUGCCAUGGUCUUCAAGCCUUCUCCCUUCACCCCCAUCUCUAUUGUGCUACUGGCAGAGAUCUACAAUAAGGCUGGUGUCCCUAAGGGACUUUUCAAUGUGGUGCAGGGUGGAGCUGCCACAGGCCAAUUCCUGUGCCAGCACCCAGAUGUGGCCAAAGUCUCAUUCACGGGGAGUGUGCCCACAGGUAUUAAGAUUAUGGAAAUUGCAGCCAAAGGGAUCAAACCUGUUACUUUAGAGUUAGGAGGAAAGUCUCCCCUCAUUAUCUUCUCUGACUGUGUAUUGGAUAAUGCUGUGAAAGGAGCCCUCAUGGCUAAUUUCCUUACCCAGGGUGAGGUUUGCUGCAAUGGUACCCGGGUAUUUGUACAACGAGCAGUCCUGGAAGCCUUCAUCAAAGAAGUUGUGAAACAGACUCAGAACAUCAAAAUUGGUGACCCCCUGUUGCAAGAUACAAGGAUGGGAGCACUUAUCAACAAAGCACACCUGGAGAAAGUCUUGAGUUUUGUUAAACAAGCAAAGGAGCAGGGUGCAGAAGUCCUGUGUGGAGGGGAUGCAUUUGUGCCAGAUGAUCCCGGUCUGAAAAAUGGCUUUUAUAUGUCUCCUUGUGUCUUAGGUAUGGAUAUUAUAUUAUUAAUGCCAUUGGCACUACUUUUUAACCAUAGGCAAAACUUUGAUUUUACUAGACUAGACUAAAGGGGUAGGGUGAAG
Messenger RNA from Ahaetulla prasina, 1102 nucleotides. Its product is annotated as 4-trimethylaminobutyraldehyde dehydrogenase-like. NCBI's taxonomy places the organism in Eukaryota, Metazoa, Chordata, Lepidosauria, Squamata, Colubridae. The transcript is spliced from 4 exons. The coding region runs from base 353 to 1087 and encodes 244 amino acids. Gene Ontology annotation, molecular function: 4-trimethylammoniobutyraldehyde dehydrogenase (NAD+) activity; aminobutyraldehyde dehydrogenase (NAD+) activity. The record is from RefSeq and is a predicted model, not a curated record.